GGGGAAUCCAUCAAUGUGGUCUGAGCCGUGGUUACCAGAUGAGAUUAAUCCUAAGGUUGAAACCGCCCCUGGAAUGGGUAUUCACAAUAGUAGGGUGGUGAAUCUUUUUUGCACAUCUCAGAAGAGCUGGGAUUCAGACCUUAUAUGUGAUAUUUUCGAAUCAAGGGAUGCUAGGCUUAUACAAAGCAUUCCUCUCAGUUUGAGAUCGGUUCCAGACAGGGUUUGUUGGCGGUGGGAGGCGAACGGGCGUUUCUCUGUCCGAAGCUGUUACCAAAAGUUGGUCGGGGAGUUCGAACAAGAGGGAUGGAUCGACUGGACUUCUAUGUGGAACUGGAAAUUACCCCCCAAAAUCAAAAAAAAAAAUUCUGGCAGGUUUGUUGUGGUCUUCUUCCGACAAGAUUGAAUCUUCGUAAUAGGAAGGUGGAUUGUGUGGUGGCGUGUGGACUCUGUGAUAAUGAGGAGGAGUCGUUGUUCCAUUUGUUCAUUGAUUGUCCGGUGGCUAAGGAGGCUUGGAAGGGGGUGGAUUGGGUUUGGUCUCAAAAUAGCGCCAGGGACUUUUAUUCGCAGCUACAGGUCGAGUUUAAGUCAAGGCAGAAUGAUGACUUGAGAAAACUCGUUUGGGGCUGUUGGGGGUUGUGGACUGAGAGAAAUGUCAGGGUGUGGCAAGGGGUUUGUAUGGAGCCAAAGUUUAUUCUCUUGAAAACCAAAAUUUAUUUUGCAGGUUGGGAACAAGCUCAAAAAGCUGCUGCAGUUCAAGUCAAUCAAGGGAGUACAAACUCUUCACUUUGGAGAAGGCCACAUCAGAGACGGGUCAAGCUUAAUGUGGACGCAGCAGUGCGGGAUUAUCAUUGUGGCCUGGGCUGGAUUCUUCGAAACGAGGCAGGAGAUUUUAUCGCGGGAGCUGCGAAGACAUGGCAGGGGAAAUUAUCCCCCUGGGAGGCUGAACUGGUUGGCAUUCGGGAAGCUCUAAGCUGGGUCAAGGAACAAGGAUGGGAGCGGGUGGACGUGGAAUCGGAUGCUUCUCGAGCCAUUGCGGAGAUUAAGAAUGGCUCUUGCAUUUCUACUGCAGGAGUGAUAGCAGAUGAUGUCAGAGAUUUAUGCUCAAGGAUGACAGAUAUUUCCUUUUGUUUUGUUAGACGAUCUGCGAACAGGGCGGCUCAUGGCUUUGCUCAAGUCGCCUGUUCAAUGUCUGGAUGUCGGAUCUGGAUGGGAGUUCCUCCUACUUUCAUUAUUCAUGUACUAAACAGUGAUUUGAUUAAUAUUAAUUAAGUUUGUUUCUUUCAACAACAAAAAAAU
This is a messenger RNA of Cuscuta epithymum, 1296 nucleotides long. NCBI's taxonomy places the organism in Eukaryota, Viridiplantae, Streptophyta, Magnoliopsida, Solanales, Convolvulaceae. The record is from the annotation of a GenBank genome assembly.